This is a messenger RNA of Coprinopsis cinerea okayama7#130, 1470 nucleotides long. RefSeq lists its product as hypothetical. The record is from RefSeq and is a predicted model, not a curated record. The transcript is spliced from 7 exons. The coding region runs from base 1 to 1470 and encodes 489 amino acids. Lineage: Eukaryota; Fungi; Basidiomycota; Agaricomycetes; Agaricales; Psathyrellaceae.
AUGAAGCAACGUAUGAUUUCUCGCUCGUCGUUCUUACGCGUCUCUCGCCCUCAAGGAAGCCAUGACCUACCGAUUGAUAUCCUGGACCCAAUCAUCGGUUCUCUUAGUCGAAGAAAGGAUUGGCAUGCAUGCGCCCUUGUGAACCAAGACUUCAAUAGGAUUGCAACGCCGUUGCUGUACCGACGCCUGGACUCGAGGUUCUCGAAGGAAUAUCAGGUCUUGGUUCACCCGUGGUCUACCCUGAUCAAGAGACCGGAAUUAGCAAAAUAUGUUCGCCAUGUUACUGAAUCAGAUUCCAAGUUCAAUGAGGCGGAACCGUCUCUCCAUAAGCAAGCCUUGGACGGAUUGUCCCUAUGCACCUGCAUUCAAUCUUUCACCUGGACCGGCGAGUCCAUCCAAACCUCUGUCCUCUACAGCUUUCUGGCAGUCCUCAAAGCGUUACCUCGCCCACCUGUCGAACUCAGCAUCCGCUCUCAUUACGAUAUUGGAGCCAAGAACUGGAAUCUCCUGAGCUCGUUCACCGGCUUGGAGCGAUUUUCAUGGUUCUGCGUAGAUGGUCCGGCGAAAGUUUUGCAGGGAUGGAGUGAGACCUUGGGUCCUACGCUUACCCAUCUCGAACUUGGUCGCUGCGGGGGUGUACCGUUGACGAUCUUGAUCUCGGUGUUCAUGGAUUUGCCCAAACUCGAGAGCCUACUCUUGCGAGGUGCUCCAGCGCCCGCUGUGACCAGCAUCGUCGCACUCCUUCCGAACCUCAAGCACCUUGAUACAGAAUAUCUCCCCUCCUUCACCUCGCGCCGCGCCAACCAGCCAAACUGGACUGAUGAAUCCCGCCGCCCCAAACUGAAGCACUUUAUGAUUCGGAUCUCUUCAUUUGACUUUCAAGAUUAUGUCCCCAUCUGGUCUUGGAUCAACGAGAACGUGUCGCAUUCGGAAGCGUCUUUGGAGGUGUUGAAGCUCCACUCGUACGCGCUUCCGACUAAUUUUACUCAGGUUGAUAUUCCGAGAACGUUCUUGCUUGACCUUGCGAAGACGCACAGAGCGACUUUGAAGCAGUUUGCGGUGACGGGUGCGCACCUGACCUUUGCGGAUAUCGAGUGUCUGUGUGGGAUUUUCCCGUUGUUGGAGAUCAUUGAGUGUAGUGUGUGGAAUGAGGAGGGAGAUAUUGAACCGCUAAAAGACGCGAUUGCGAAGGGCAAGAAUUUGCGGGCGUUGAAGUUUGGUCGACCACCAUUCAACGUCGGAAAUGUCAAGCACAUUAUGUUAAGGAGUAAAGGGUCUAAAAUCCGGUCAAUAAGUAUGGAUGGCUUCCUAUAUACAGGAAAAUGGUGUGUCCUUGGCGAAGAGGUAGAUCCAGGAGACUUUCAGGGUAUGCCUGAGUAUCAGGUGGCUCAAAACUCCAAGGGGGAGAAGAAGGUACUCAAGUUCAUUGUAACGAGAUCGGACAGUUCCGAGGAGAGCGAUUCGGUUUAG